CUCUGGGGAGGUUCAGGGAAAGCGACGGAAGCUAGGCUGGGGAGAGGCGUCUCGGGCACCGCCUCGAAAACGAGGGCUUUCCCUCUUCUCGCAUAACUUCGUGGGCAUUCGGCGGAAUUCUCGCGAAAGCUUAAGACUGGUUUCCAAGCAGACGAUACACUGGGUUGCCGUUGACGCCCUCUAGCUGUGGAGGCCUUCAUUUCCGCAUCUCUCAGGAGCUCCACCCUGGAAGGAUAACUUUCCACUCAAACCUCCAUCAGCUGGCUUCAACCCAUUUUGGCUAGUGAUUGCUUUGCUGCAGUGGUUACUGCCAUGUGGUACCAUUCAGUCACUCUGUUGCUAUUUUUUUCCUGCGUCAUUGCUUGUGGUUUGUAUUCUCCCGAUCCUGGGCUUCUGUCUCAAGGCAGGAGCUACCUGCAGUGGGUUCAGGAACUAGCUCGCCAUCCACGAUAUGGUCCUUGUUGGAUGGGAGCCUUGGGACAAUUGGAUGGUGGGUGCAGGGAGCUGAAUGAAGAACAACAAAGCCGUAUUGCGCUAGCAUUUGCUCACUGCCACCUACAACGGUCUGGGAGGAGGUUCCCACCCUGUGAAGUUGGUAGCUCUAUCCGCGACUGCACACAACACAUGGAUCCAGUGGCUUUUGGAGUGUACACUGAGUUUUUCACCCAUGUUCAUACCAUCUGUUAUUUUCUACACAAUGAGGCUUGGCAGCAGCAAGCUCAAGAUACUGUGCACAGGCUGAUAUCCUCUUCUGAAAUGGUGGCCCAACAAUUGGAAUCUACCAACCAACUUGCAGAAGAGACUGCUCGGGCCCAGAAUGCCACCUUGCGCUCUCAGGAGCAGAUCCUGCGAGAUGGGGAGGUGCUAUGGCGAACCCUCCGUGACUCCUCCCAAGGCAUGCACCAGGCCUUCCAAGAACUGCAGAAUUCAGCCAUCGAGCAGCGAGUAGCCUUUGCAGAGAUCUUUAAUCGGGUGGCAUUCCUGCACCGCUUUGUAGUAGGGGAAUCCAAUGCACUCUAUUCUGUCUUCUUCCAUCUUUUGAGUGGUGUUACCAUACUGCUGCUGACCUCUAGCCAGCAAACUGCAGGAGCUCGGUUAAUUUUGCUGACCUUGGUGGGAGCUAAUAUUUAUCUAGAACGUGUCAUCUGUAACCUUCUCUUGGAUAACUCAAAAGAGGGCUAUGACCUGACGGAAAGCAUCUCCUCCUGGGUGGGUCUGUCGCGCCGGACUUUUGCUGGACUGUGCAUAGCUGUGCUAGCUUAUUUUAUCUGGACCUACAAGGACCCAGCCAAACAGAGCCAAGAGGUGCUGCAGAGUCUACAGGAGACUCGGACAGAGAUUCAGCAACUUUUACAAGAAACUGAGAGGCUGUUGGCUAAACCGGAGCUUCUGUUUCAAGGCACCAAGCCUAGAAUAGAAAAGGAGGUGUUGAGUGACAUGGGUGUCUCAAAGCUGCUGUUCUGUUCAGAGAACAGAGCUGAAAUGGACGCAAAAGAGCACUGGGCUGAUUACCGGAGAAAUGAGGUAUGGACAAGCAGCCCCAGGCAGAGAGAACGGCCAACUUCCCAGACUCGUCAUUCAUUGUCUCGCCAGCACAGGCAAUCCCAAAAUGCUCCUACUCAGCUGCUGAUGAUCUCUAUGCCAGUGGAUGGGACUCCACGGUACAACCUUCGGAGCCGGCAGUCUCUACAAGACCCAGACCCUUCCACACGCUAUGAAGCCUGAGCCCCAAUGCCCGCAAGAAAAG
Messenger RNA from Python bivittatus (Burmese python), 1747 nucleotides. RefSeq lists its product as uncharacterized. The record is from RefSeq and is a predicted model, not a curated record. Lineage: Eukaryota; Metazoa; Chordata; Lepidosauria; Squamata; Pythonidae.